AUGUAUCAAUUCUAUGAUCUUUUACCAAUGGCUUUAGAAACAAAAAAUUUACAUUUGACUUUUAUAACAAAACUGAGCGAGGGCACGAAAUCGGAGUACGCUAUCCCAUAUAAUAAUCUAAAGAAUUCGUGGAUAUCGUCUGUAACUACAAAAGCUGAAUUAAAAUUCAUGGAUAGAAUAGAUAAUUAUUUCCCAAAUACUACGAAUAAACAAAAUUGUAUAAUCGAUUUUCAUCCAGUAUGGCAUGUGUUUCCGUUGCAUACCGUAUACGAUAGUUUAUCAUGUACAGCAGAUAAAAAUGUUUCAAUUAAAAAAGGGUUAAAAAUAGUUUGA
This is a messenger RNA of Macrosiphum euphorbiae (potato aphid), 333 nucleotides long. Lineage: Eukaryota; Metazoa; Arthropoda; Insecta; Hemiptera; Aphididae. The record is from the annotation of a GenBank genome assembly.